AUGGACACCGUUGUCUACAUCAUCAUUGUUCUCCUUGGCACCACUGGGAACUCUGUGGUCAUCUGGGUGGCCGGCUUCCGUAUGAAACCCAAUGUCACCAACGUAUGGCUGGUCAACCUGGCCAUAGCUGACCUGAUCUUCUGCAUUACACAAGUGACUUCACUUGUCAAAGUUUUGGUUGAAUACUGGCCUUUUGGAGACUUUCUCUGCAAGUUAACUGGCUUAUUCAAAUAUACCAACAUGUUCUGCAGUGUUUUCCUGCUAGCUGUUAUUAGUGUGGAUCGAGUGCUCUGCGUGUGGCGUCCGGUGUUCACGAGGAAGAGACGGACGUUGUGUGCUGCUCGUGUGAUCAGUUCGGGGGUUUGGUUUGUGGCGACAAUCUUCAGUUCGCCAUACUUUGUGUAUCGGGAGGUCUACACUGACCAAAACAACUUGAGCCAAUGCUCAUUUAAGAAAACAGAAGAAGCAGAUGAAGGAAGUUCAGGAAAGUAUGUUUACUUCUACAUUCGCUUCAUUUGUGGAUUUCUGGUACCUUUCCUGGUGAUCUUUACCUGUUACACACUAGCAGCUGUUGGAAUACGCAGGACGCGACUCUGUGGCAAAUCAAGACCUCUUCGCAUUCUUGCUUUACUGGUUUUGGCCUUUUUCUUAUGCUGGGCCCCAUACCACAUCCUUGGUCUUAUAAAGCUGAAGAAUGAAAGCCACCCAGCUGUAAAGCUGGGAUGGCGUAUGGCUUCAAACUUAGCCUAUUUCAACAGCUGUGUGAACCCAGUGCUGUACUUCUGUAUGGGUCUGGAUCUAAGUCAAUGCUGCAAUCAAAGUCUGUUAGCCGUUUUUCAUAGGGCUCUUACAGAAGAAGGCCGAACUCUGUCCCAGGACAGCACCCUGCAGGAUGAACGCUUGAAUUGUGUUUUAAUGGCUGCUGGUAGAGUUCAUCACAUACCUGUGUCCAUGACUAUACUUUAA
Molecule: messenger RNA, 966 nt
Organism: Triplophysa dalaica
Lineage: Eukaryota; Metazoa; Chordata; Actinopteri; Cypriniformes; Nemacheilidae
Product: C3a anaphylatoxin chemotactic receptor-like
Exons: 2
Coding region: 1-966 (321 amino acids)
Biological process (GO): complement receptor mediated signaling pathway; phospholipase C-activating G protein-coupled receptor signaling pathway; positive regulation of cytosolic calcium ion concentration
Cellular component (GO): plasma membrane
Molecular function (GO): complement receptor activity; G protein-coupled receptor activity
Source: RefSeq, a predicted model, not a curated record